ACAUUCACCAUGAAGCUCUUGAUCUUGGCUUUGUUCAUUGUUGGUGCCUAUGGAUGUGGGCGGCCCACCUUCCCACCCAUUGUGAGCAGGGUAGUUGGAGGUGAUGAUGUUAGAGCCAACAGCUGGCCCUGGCAGAUCUCUCUCCAGUACAAGAGUGGCUCAAGCUACUACCACACCUGUGGAGGAACCCUGAUUGCAGACCAAUGGGUUCUUACUGCGGCUCACUGCAUCAGUAGCAGUCGAACGUACAGAGUGUAUCUGGGCAAGCACAGCCUGAACACUGCCAAUGAGAAGGGCUCCAUUGCAAUGGAUGUUGAGAGGAUCUUUGUCCAUGAGCAAUGGGACUCUCAGAGAAUCAGGAAUGACAUUGCCUUGAUCAAGCUGCAGAGCCGUGUGCAGCUUUCUGACAUUAUCAUGCCUGCCUGUUUGCCUGAGGAUGGACUGGUGCUGCCCGGCGACACCCCCUGCUAUGUCACUGGCUGGGGCCGUCUUUGGACUGGAGGCCCCCUUGCAGAUGCCCUGCAGCAGGCUAUGCUCCCCAUAGUCAGCCAUGCUACUUGCAGUAAGCCUGACUGGUGGAGCACUCUGGUCACUGAGCAAAUGGUGUGUGCUGGAGGAGAUGGUCAGCUGGCUAGCUGCAAUGGUGACUCUGGUGGCCCUCUGAACUGUCAGAGAUCUGAUGGUGCCUGGAUAGUUUAUGGUGUGGUAAGCUUUGGCUCCAGUAUGGGCUGCAACUAUUACAAGAAGCCUUCCGUUUUCACCCGUGUGUCCGCCUACAUCCCCUGGAUCAACAAUGUAAUGACCAGAAAUUAAACUGAUGUGCUUCAUGGGCAAAUAAAAUAUGUAUAUUCGCA
Messenger RNA from Ictalurus furcatus (blue catfish), 854 nucleotides. RefSeq names its product chymotrypsin-like elastase family member 2A. Gene Ontology annotation, biological process: proteolysis. Gene Ontology annotation, molecular function: serine-type endopeptidase activity. The record is from RefSeq and is a predicted model, not a curated record. The transcript is spliced from 8 exons. NCBI's taxonomy places the organism in Eukaryota, Metazoa, Chordata, Actinopteri, Siluriformes, Ictaluridae. Bases 10 to 813 code for a protein of 267 amino acids.